This is a messenger RNA of Lentinula edodes (shiitake mushroom), 988 nucleotides long. RefSeq lists its product as uncharacterized. NCBI's taxonomy places the organism in Eukaryota, Fungi, Basidiomycota, Agaricomycetes, Agaricales, Omphalotaceae. The transcript has a single exon. The coding region runs from base 128 to 946 and encodes 272 amino acids. The record is from RefSeq and is a predicted model, not a curated record.
AAUUUUUGGAAGUUUACUGACCAAAGUUUUUCUCGCGUGUUUGCAGACACCGAAACGACGCGCAACUUUCCCUGGCGAGAUACGAUGGCAGGAAGUCCUCAAGAAUUACUCCGACCUCCCUUCAGCUAUGUUUCCCGAUAACCUCCCAGGCGUUGUACAGGGAUCGGAGAACUCCCGAUUCUGCUUCAUUGAUUCGAGGGGGGGAAGGCAUUACACGAAUAUCGUACUGUCAGAUGAGUACAUGCUCGUUCCUUUACCCUCCGACACAAUCGCAGAUCGGCCUCUCUGGGAUUCUCCUGCUCAGCCUGACAGCCGACCCUGCUUCGUAAGCCUGUGCGAUGUGUCCCCGCCAUUAGACUUAGGUCUGCGGCUUCCCGAAGGAGUUGGUAUGGAGGUCGAUUCAAGCCCGUCAUCCUUCAAAUUGUCGUCUGCGAAGAAGCGUGGGCAAUCCCGGGCGAGGAACACAGCCAAGAAACUGUGUACAGCGAGGAAGCAUGUCGCUGUUGCGCAUUCGCACACUCGUCUCAUAGGACCAACCACAAGAGGAAAUCCGCAGAGCGAGCGUGCACCGAUGUUGUUGACAUCCUUCGAUCUGGACUUCACGACAUACGACAGCUCGGCGGUCUCCUCUUCCUCUUCUCCCUCUCCCUCCAACAUCGUCCUGAAUCUCAAGUGCUGGAUUGACAACUGUCCAAGGUCCUUCAUGAAGCUAGGCAAUCUUGAGGCCCACCACAAUAUGUGUCAUCAAGGGCAAACUGCAUUUGUCUGUCCUUUCAGAGAUUCAUGUUUGCACAGGACGAUGAAGCAGGGGGAAAUGAAACGGCACAUCAAGUCGGUUCAGCAUCUCGGGGGGGAUUCGCUACUGUGCCCGAAUAGAUGCAGUGGCAAGACAUUCUCUCGGGUGGAUGCGUUGAGGCGCCACCUGAAGGGCUGCCCCAACAAGUAAGCAGACCCCAGGUGCACCGAAGUCUGGAAAGGAAGUGUCUUG